Messenger RNA from Xylaria bambusicola, 442 nucleotides. RefSeq lists its product as uncharacterized. The transcript has 2 exons. NCBI's taxonomy places the organism in Eukaryota, Fungi, Ascomycota, Sordariomycetes, Xylariales, Xylariaceae. The coding region runs from base 121 to 354 and encodes 77 amino acids. The record is from RefSeq and is a predicted model, not a curated record.
CUACAGAGGCGUGUUUGUCGCUCCGACUUCCAGCCAGCUGCAUAUAAUAGCCAACUACAAGCAGUAAUUAGCGUUGACGCAGAAACCUGGCAUAAAGAACCAACGAAAGCUUGUGAGCCAAUGGCUGCGGGACAAGUACUAUGUGCAAUGUUACACAUCAUCUCCCCUCUCGCUCCUGAUUUGUGGCCUCGGCCGUACUGUACUCCUCGGAGGCUACCCACCGGUUACAAAGUAGGUGGCAGAGCAGAGAUCCGAGACACUCUUGGUCCUGAAAUGAAGAGGGAGAGCGGUUCUCUACUUGUAUAUCGACUUACACCUUUUAGAACCUCUCCUGACCCACACGGUGAUACCUAGUGCAUUGCCACGCGACGGACAUCCUGUGCUGUCACUCAUGUCAUAGGAUUGGUGGCCCCUCGUUCCAGCUUUCCCGCACGCUGGCCGC